Puntigrus tetrazona (Sumatra barb) is the source of this 1277-nucleotide messenger RNA. RefSeq lists its product as uncharacterized. The transcript is spliced from 5 exons. Bases 34 to 738 code for a protein of 234 amino acids. The record is from RefSeq and is a predicted model, not a curated record. Lineage: Eukaryota; Metazoa; Chordata; Actinopteri; Cypriniformes; Cyprinidae.
CAGAAGCAGUUUUUGCUCAGAUGGUCCUGAGCUAUGUACUGUAGCCACAUAAUGAGGACGGUGCAGCUUUUAGCCUUCGGUCUGCUGGUGUGUCACACUAUGGAGAGUUUGACCUAUAAACGGGUGAAUUUAGGGAUGAACAUUACUUUAGACUGUCCUCUCGAUGUGAAAGACAUUUACUGGCUCUUCCAGAGACCCACAGACUCUCCGGUGAUCAUACUGAGAACUUUCUCAUCACAAUCUACAUCGUCUUUUAUACAAGACCGAAGACUGAAAGACAAAUACUCAUCACUGACUUUAAGCCGUUUAUUUAUUAGCAACCUGACUAUUAAUGAAUUAGGAAUAUAUUAUUGUGCAAAACCAAACAAACCACUACAGAUCAGCGACGGCACCAGACUUCACAGCACUGAGGAAGCUGUUCGAGAUCGCAAUCAGACGGAAUCAAAAAAUAACUCGCAGUGCACGAAUAAACAGCAAUCGCUCGCGGUUUUGUGCCUCGUACCAAAUAUUGCCAUGCUUUUGGCAAUAAUAGGCCUAUUGCAGAUCAAACUUCAAGUGUGUAAGAAAAGACACCGACAAAAACAAGACGAGGAACCGGAGCGGCUUUACAGUAUAAAUGAUGAAGAGUUUUCUGAAGUGCAGUUUUCUCUCUUUCACCCGACCGACAGAAGUUUUCAAAAGCCCACGACAAAAUUUACACAAUAUAUAAUCGAGAUUAAAACGCCUCGUAGGGUUUAAUGAUAUGUAUAUUGUGCUGAAUAAUGAGUAAAGAUGAUAUUAGCUUGACUGUUGAUGUUUUGUCAGACAUUUAUAACGCAAAAAUGUCAGUGUUUUCAGGAAGACUUUGCUUUUUUUUUUGUUUUGAUCAUUUAAAAAAAUCCAUGUUUAUAUUGAGUGGCUUCAUUAUUUAAUUCAGGCUUUCGGACGCGUGACGUAAAAUUAAAAAGCAGAAAAAAGAAAUACGUACUACUAUAUUUACCUGCUUUAUAUGCGAUUUUUUUUUAAUGCAAGCUUGGUGUUACGAACAUGUAUAUGAUAAAAAAUGAGCUGUUUAUGUGUUUUGUUAAUCAUCAAAUUGUACAUUUAUGUUUUGAUUGUUUAGUACCAUGUUUCAAUGCCAAUAAACAGGCUUACUGUACUUGACCUGUAAAGCUUAUGUAAUGCUGUUGCCGUGAGUCUUUUGGUUCCUGUUUGUAUUUAAUGUCUUUAUCGUCUUGCUACGCUCUGUUUUCUCACAGCUCUGGAUCAGCUUGCUUGAACUGGCUCAAGUUUGUCUA